Molecule: messenger RNA, 6648 nt
Organism: Symbiodinium sp. CCMP2592
Lineage: Eukaryota; Dinophyceae; Suessiales; Symbiodiniaceae
Source: the annotation of a GenBank genome assembly
AUGGCAGUGGCCCAUUUCUUGGUGAGGUUUCUAUGGCUCCUUGCGCUGGCCAAUGCUUUGCCUUCAUCGGUGGUGGUCCACGGGCGCCAGGGCCGCAACAGCAACAUCAAUGGUGUGUACAUAAGAGACUACGCAUGGCGUCACAGCCUGUGCUGGAGACGUGCUGGUCAUGCUGGCAGCGGUGGUCAGGUGUUCCUCUACUUCGAGGGAGAAUGGCGCAUGGGGCCUUCACCGGAAGAUGGCAGUGUUUGGGCUUUUGCUCGCAGCCUUGCCUCAUCACCUUUGCUUAUUGACCAACCUUGGCAGGUGUGGGAUGGCCAGCGCGUCGUCCAAGAUCCACGGCUGCGAGUCAGCGACACGUCCUUGGUCCCACAGGUCCUUCUCUUGUCCUUCGGGGAGGGCAGCCCGCUGGAGCUGGGUCCACUGCAGGGGAUGCUAAUGCAGCAACCCGGCUUGUGGGACGGCAGACCCUACUACAAGCACAUGCAGCAGGAGCUCUUCCUGCUCUGCUCUCUGGCCGAGGGCUGGCGCCUGGGACCGCUGCCUCUCGGAGAGACUGCAAGGCCCCUGCUUUUCUCGCGCAGCGCUGCCGCCCUGCCACAGGAGAUCGUGGAGAGUUGGAGGGUCCCAAGCGUUGGGCCCGGAGGUGCCGACGAGCUCCCAGCAGCUUCUGUGAGGCUGGCUGCGAUGGAUUUUGGGCCACCACAGAGGCAUCAGCCGAGGCAUCAGCCGAGGCAUCUGGUCGUGGAAGGCGUCUCCGCCGGCAACGGAUCCGCCAACGGAGUGUACAGGCUCGCCUCGGAGAGCUGGAACUUGAAGCCCCUGUAUCACAAGACAGAUGCCAUUCGUACAGCAUCGCUUUGGUAUGCUGCCGGCGAUUGGCGCAUCGGACCGUCCGUCGAAGAUGGAAGGGUUUGGGUCUAUGCCACUGCGGAGUCAGCUUCGAGUGUUGACGCGAGAUGGUUUUCUUUUGCUGGCCUUGUCGAGGAUGUCCGUGUGGUUGACGCGGCAACCGCAAUUCCUACCAGCGUCAGCAUCGGUGGGACAGAUUUUGUGCAGGAGUCGCGCCUUUGCGAUGCCCGUCCAGUUUAUGUCGCGACGGGCCUCGAGGAGGUCAACAGAUCGGAGGACGGCUCGGGCUCGGGCGCUGCCAUGAAGGUUUACUUGUAUUUCCGUGCGCAAGAGUCCGAGUGGUGGUUGGGCCCAGAGGUUGGAGGCACGGACUGCCUGGCUCGGGCCACGGGGUCGCUCCUCUCCGUGGUGCCCACCACCGCCUUGCAAUGGCGCAUGGAGCCGCAGCAGGGCACCGCCGCAACAGCUGGGAGCGCUUCCGUCCCGGCCGGCGGCACGGCCCGUGAAGGUUUGGAGCUUGGGAGCGGCGAGGAUCUGCCGCCAAUGAAAGCACCGAAAGCGGUGCCGACUUGGCUUCCUCUGGUUUGUUCUCUUGCGACAGCCGCCGUUUGGUUGCUCUUGCUCCGACCGCCAAGCGAAGCCUCGGCUUCCACGAAAGAGAAGAAGCCGCGAGAGGCGCUCCCGCUCGCCUGCGUCGUCUGCCUCGAGGCCGUGGCCGGCGCAGAGCCAAACGGCCAAUGCUACAACGACACUGCAGACGCAGACAGCCGCGGUGGAGCCUCGCUCCCCGACGAGCCCAUGAGCGAGCACCCGGGUGCACCCCAUGCUUCCGUCGCAACGAUUACCGCGGCGGAUCAUGGUGGUGCUGCCCCCGCCACCGAUAACGGCGGGAGGCUUCCCGGUCCCUGCGCUGUCAGGGCCCUGGUCGAUGAAGCCAUUGGGUCGGAAGCAUCCGCGCGUAUCGCCACCGAUAUUCUGGCGAUCGCGCAGGGUGUGACCAUAGCCGACCUCGAUAUUCUGAGGAACGGCGUCUCGGACAUUGCUGAAGCACUUGAAGACAAGAUCCGAGAAAUGUGGGAGCUUCUACAGGCCGAGAUGAGGAAGGAGCGUGAACUACACACGAUCUUUCAGGACUCCGUCCGCGAUAGGCGGAUUUCGGACCAUGAAACUCUUGAAGAGCAUUUUGCGAGGCUCAACUCGAUGGUCAACGAUCGAUUCAUUGAGUUUGAUGAGCGGAUUCACCGAUUCAACGAAAAGCGUGCUGGAUCGAUAUCCAUGCAGCUUGCUGAGACGAUCCGCCACAUCAAGCAGUACCCUGAUGCGCUGCAGCAAAUUCAGAUCAAUAUCUCAAAUGCUGAGGCGCGCAUCGCUACGGUUGAGCAGAAUGCUACACACCGUAUCGAGGUCAUUAGAACCGAAAUGAGCCGUGCUCUCUACGAUCAUAAGGAGAGUAACCGGGUUCUCAUCGAUCAGCUCACUGCUCGCAUUCAGCAUCUUGAGAGUGCUCAUGUCCGCAGGGGUGGUUCUGACAUGUCGACGCCUUCGCGUCCGGAACGGACGCAGUUCUUCGACAUCAGUGACCAUGAUGGGGAUAUCCCACGUCCCGCGGACAUGCCGCCAGUUCCUGGUGCUCUAUUCCCUGGCGGACCGACUACAGCCAUUCCGAGAUCUUCUUUGUUGGGUCCGAUUGAUCAUGGCUCUCCGCCGGGAUGCAAUGCUGCGCCUGCUGAAAAGGCCUCAACGGUGCACUCUCAGACGAGUGGCAUCAAUCUUGACGAUAUUCUGAGGCGCGCGCAGCAACGAGAAAGGGACCUUCAAGAUGGUAUGAUGCAAUGCUUGGCCGAUCCAAUCUCAUUGGCAGCGGUUCUGGUGCACCUGUUCUCCAUAGCGAGACUGGCGGACCGCCGCCCGCGCAUGGCGAUGACGGUGGUUCUUUCGGUGGUGGUGGCCCCAACGAUAACGGGGGUGCAUAUGGUGGAGGUUUUGGUGGACAUGGACACCAUGGGUCCGGUUUGGGCCCUGGUGGCGGUGGUGGACCACCCAGUGGCCCGCCCGGCGGCCCGCCUGGUGGUGGUGGCCCUCCUGACGGGAAUGACUGGGAACCCGCCCGGUCCCAACGAUACGGGAUUCGGUGGACCCAAAGGCGAUGGAUCGCUGAGCGAGGCCAAGAAGGCGAAGUGCAAGUCCUUCCGACUCGAUCCCGAGCCGGAGCCCGCUCAGCUGCGGCGCUGGAUCGUCGACAUGAAGGAGCGAGUUGCAAAUGCAUUCGCGUACGAUCCCGGAUACGCACUCUCGUGGGUUGAGAUUCCCGAUGGUACACGAUAUGAAGACCUUCUUGAUGAGUGCAAGUACGGAAUGCUUGAGAAUGAAUGCAACUCUGCAUUCCGCGAGUGCGUCAAAUCCAUUGCACUAAAGAAUAAGAUCCAGACCGAAACCGAGCGCAUGCAUACGAUAAAUCGGCGACUCGGCAGUAGGCAGAUCUUGUGGUUGUUGUAUGAUUUCCUUCGACCACAUGUCACUGGCGAUUCGACCUUCAAGCUCGUCGAUCUGAUGAAGACCACGAUUGAUCGGUUUACUCAUGGAUCCGAGCAGGAGAGGCUAGAAGCCUUCUCCAAUCGGUGGGACCAUGUUCUCGCUGGUAUCUCAGUCGAUCGUCCCGAAGAUCCUGUUCUCUGCGCACUCUUCUAUGAGCAGGUACGUGAGUUCCGCUGUCUCGAGCUCGAUAUGCAAUUGUGGGACAGGGACGUGUCUGUCCGGAACUACGCGUAUUUGCGGACUGUCUGCGUCAAUGCGAUUACAACUUGGCGCCGGCGUCGCAACCAGGAGAAGAUGUACACCGCUACUCGAUCCACCUCUGCGCAAAGACGACUCAAGAAGAGGGAGUCCAUACCGAAGGAGCUCGCGGAGGCGCUCGUCGCCCAGACGAUCCUCCCCGAGGCGCGGUUCGCCGAGGCGAUACUCGCCGCGCAGUCCGGGAAGGGUGAUAAGUGUCCGUAUAAGCAUGUGAAGCCUGGUGCUCCUGCCGAGAGCACUUCUGUUGCCGCCCCUGCAAUGACAGCAUCCUCCUUUGGAGACUUUGCGUUCGCUUGUGCAGCAUCAUUCGAUAUGGCAUGUCCGUCAGUCAAGCGGAAGACAGUGUCGUUUGGGAACACUGAGACCCGCGUGAUAGAGUCUUCUUUCCCGGAGCCGGCUUUCGGCCCCGUCAAUCGCGAGAGGAAUUUGAGCUAUUCGUGGCCGGAAAAUAUCCGUGGUCUGAAUAGUGCUCGCGAGAGGCGAAGGGCCCAUAUGAAGGCUGUGCUGUGGCGAGAGCAGGUUUUGCUCGAUGACAUUGAUGCCAAAACGUUAGGAAAUGAUGCUUGUGUUCUUGAGCUCACGCUCUCUCAGCGGAGCGCUUGCGAAGUCUUUGCUGUAGUGGCCGGCCGACCUGAUCUCCCUCGUGUGUAUCCGGCUCUCCCAGCACCGAUUAUCGUCCACGAAAAGGUCGUUGCAGCUGGUGAAGAGCCUGGGAGCGAAUUAGACGCUGUCGGAGAACUUGAUCUCGAUAUGCCCAACGCCAAGAGCGUUCAGAAGAGUGCACCUGACGAUAACAAGAAGGUGCCCGAUAAGGGUAAGCCUCAGUCGCCGCCUAAUGAACCUAGAGCGCGCGAUCUGAGAGACGAGGCAAAGUCAAUCCGUCAUCUCAUGACCCAUCUCCCAAAGAACCCCUAUUGCGAUGCCUGCCAACGUGCAAAGAUGGAAAAUGUCAAAUCCUUUCGCCAAGACUCACCGCGCGAUAAAGGGUUUGAGAAGUUUGGCGAACACGUUACCAUCGACACAAUGGUGUUGCAUGGGCUCGGCAAUCGCGGGAAUAAUGGGGAGACGGAUGCUGUCGUCUUCUACGAUCUAGCAACCGAGUGGCUGGAGAGCGUUCCCGUCAAGGGAAGAACGAAUGCCGACGCGCUUCGAGCAUUUCAGCAGGUCUUUGGCGAUCUUCGAGAUGUGAACUCGUUCUCCAUGGACGUGGAAAGGAGGUAUGCACCUUCUGCGAUUCGGGAAAUCUACUGCGAUAAAGCCCGUGAGUUCAUAUCGACCUGCAAGAAAGUCGGCAUAUCUGUGAAGCACUCCACCCCGGGAAUGCCACGAACUAAUGCCAUUGCCGAGAGCAAGGUGAAGCUUGUCCUUCAUGGCGCACGAGUGGCGCUUCGACAAGCGGGAUUGAGCGCCAAAUUCUGGCCUUAUGCAUGCAAGCACUUCUGCCAUGCUCGCAACAUCGAAUUGCGCGAGGGCCAGAGUGCCUAUGCGAUGCGAUUUGGUGGUGUUGAUUUUGACGGUCAGAUUCUGCCGUUUGGUUGCCUUGUUGACUUCUAUCCUACGCCGGCACGAAAGCAGACCCGGCGGAGUCAGAGAGAUGAAGUCGUCCUCGGCGAUGGUGAGGAGUACGCCGUUCCUGCGCCUGGAGACGACGGACUGAUUGAUGUCGAAAUUGGUUUCGAUGACGAUGGUUAUCUUGAGUGGAUUGAUGAUGGAGACAAUGAUCAAUCUGGCACUCUCCAGGGCGCCGACGUUGACCAACGCUUGUCGUCUUACCAACGCCCCAGUCAAUUCUCCCCUACGAGUAAGCCUGGUAAUAUUUUUCUGGGUUAUCAUUUUGAGAACGGGGGCAAGUGGGACGGUGACUACAUUGUCGCCGAUUUGGAAGACUUCAAACGCGAUGCAUUGCGUGCGAGCGUCCAUCAAGUCAAGAAGACAUAUUGUUCACCCCAGGAGCGAUGGACGUUCCCGAUGCUCGCCGUGUACGACAAGCAGACUCGAUCAAUGUGCAUCAACGAUCCUGCGAUGCAAUCCUGUGCGCCUCAAUCUAGCGAGCGCCUUGACGCCUCUGAUAUGCUCGAACUCGAAGAUAUCGAUGAAAUAUUUGCCCUUGACGAGCCGACCCGAAUGACCGAAGAAGAUGUUCGGCGGGCUCGUGAGGCCGAGUUACGAGCCGAAUCUUCUCAUGGAGGAGGUGUCGACUACUGGGAUUAUGAUCCAUCGAGUCAUAAGUGGACUUAUCACGUAGUCGUCCCGAGAAAGGCGAUGAUUCAUCCCAGUAAGACUCCCGGAUCUCUUGGCGAAUCGCCUGAUCCGUGGAAGCUGAGCACAGUGCGUAUUUCGCAUGUUCAGUAUAAGGAUAAAAGCCCGGUUGCGAUCUAUGAAACCGGCUAUGCCUUCGGCAAGACGAGACUCAUGCAGCUCUGGACAGGCACUGUCGAAUUCUUUGAUGAUGGCUUUGCCCCAUCCAAGAAGAAGUUACCUCCUUACCAUGGGUCGGAGAUCCUGGAGGGCGAGGGGGGUUUGCCUUACCGUCAGAGUGUGCCGCGCUCCGAGCGUGUCUACAGAGGGUCUCGAAAACCGAACUCUAUCGACUCAGAAUCCUGGCGCAGCAUGAAUCGCGCCGAACGGGAGGGAUAUGUCGAGGCUGAGCGCCGAGAAGCUGAGUCUCACGCCAUGUCCCGAGAGGAUUCUCGCGAUGCCGCUCCUGUCGACAUCGCUUUCGACUCCGAAUAUGAGUCGGGUGCUGAACGACAUGAUAAGGAUUACUGGUAUCACGAUGUCGCAGCUGGCACGAUUACCCGAUUUCAUGUGAUCGAGCGCCGAGCGCGCUUUAAUCCAACCUCAGUGAAGGACUGUCCCGUCAAUCCUGCGACCUUGACUGAUUAUGGCCAUGACCGAUGGCACGGAGUUUACAUUGCAGGAUUCAUGGAGAUCAUCCGAUGCGCGAUCUCUACCAUGUCGAUGGACCGGAAAGACCGUUUUCGUUCUCGGUUCUUCUGCUAA